AUGAUUGUGAAGUAAAAAAGAGAAGUCUUUCAUGUUUAAUUAAGAAGAAAUUAGAGAGAAUAAAUAUUUUCUAAAAAGAGAAUAUUAGACUAACCAUAAUAAUAAGAAGCAGUGACUUCAGAAUAAGCAAUUCUAUUUUUAAAAGGAGGAAUGUCUAAUUAAAUGAAUUUAUCAGAGAUGUUCUAAGAAUUACAUCAAUUAUUACCAAAAUAUGGAGAUCUUCAUUUAAAGACAUUACCUUAUAUCAUUUAAGGAGUUAAGAAGUAUUUAUAGGAUGCUGAUUCAUCUCUACUUUAUAUGAAUGAUGAAGAUCGUGAAAUAUCAGAAUAUACAGUAUUAGAAAUACUUUAAUAUUUGGGAUCAUUAACUUAUCAUAUUAAAGUAGAAUUUGAUUUAGAUAAUUUGAUUGAAAUGUUAGUAGCAAUACUCAACUCAACAGAUGAGUUCAAAAUGAUUGAAAGAUUAUGUUAAAUUUUUUAAAAUCUUCUUUUUGACUUCGAAGAUGCUUCUUCUUAUUUACUUAAAUGUGAGAUUGUUACAAAGUUGGCUAAUAAGUUUUUAGAUUGUAAUGUAAGUUAUGACUUAAAUAAUCUUGCUCCUAUGUUUAGAGUAUUAUAAUAAUUGGAUGGAGUUAAUUAUUAUGAUUUCAAUUAAAUACAUCCAUUAUUACAUAGAUUAUAAAAUGACUCUAAAGUUGAUACUUAAAUGUAUUGUGAAAUUAUUGAAGGAUUUUUUUCUUUUUUAGUAAAAUGCACAAAUUAAUUAACUAUUUAAGAUGAUUCAUAGAAAUUAUUACAAUUUUAGUUAUUUAAUAAAUUAUUUGAAUUUUAAUAUGUAAAUUGGUCUGUGAAUUUAUUGUAUAAGUACAAAAAUCAAAAAAAAUUAGUUCCAGUAAUAUACUCAUUUCUUCAUAAUUUAAGUUUAGGUGAUUGUGGAAAAAAAUUAAUAUCUUAAGGUGUAUUAACAGCAAUAUUUGAACAUUUAUCAGAUAAAAUUGUAUCUUAAAAUUAACUUUAUUCUAUAUUAACUAAUCUAAUAGUUGAUGAUUUUGAUAGUGUCAUGAAAAGUGGUAUAUUAAAAAAAGUCCAUUCACAAUUUGAAUAAGGAUUUUAUUCUGCUGAUUACAUAAAUGAGUUAAUGUAUUGCAUCACAAAUGCUUUUUACACAGCAAGUGAAAGUUAAAUACUUGAAUUAAUAAAACUAAGAUUGGGAGAUUGUUUAAUUUUAUAUAUAAGUUAAUAGCCAAUGGAACUUUUAGAUUUAGAAUUAUGUAGUGCUAUAUUUUAAGCAAUACAUUCAGUUUUUGUUAAAUAACCAUAAAAGUCUGUGUAUAGUUUAAAGAAGAAAAUAAGAAAUGAUUCUAUAUUUCUUGCAAGAAGCAGUUAAAUUUAUGAUAUAAGUCAUAAGGAUGAUAAAGAAUAUGAAGAUAUGCUAAAAUAUUUGAACAAAAAUGAUUGA
Paramecium pentaurelia is the source of this 1458-nucleotide messenger RNA. The record is from the annotation of a GenBank genome assembly. Lineage: Eukaryota; Ciliophora; Oligohymenophorea; Peniculida; Parameciidae.